This is a messenger RNA of Mus caroli (Ryukyu mouse), 10800 nucleotides long. It is a transcript of the gene Ptpn14, whose product is annotated as protein tyrosine phosphatase non-receptor type 14. NCBI's taxonomy places the organism in Eukaryota, Metazoa, Chordata, Mammalia, Rodentia, Muridae. Gene Ontology annotation, cellular component: cytoplasm; cytoskeleton. The record is from RefSeq and is a predicted model, not a curated record. Gene Ontology annotation, biological process: lymphangiogenesis; protein dephosphorylation. Gene Ontology annotation, molecular function: protein tyrosine phosphatase activity.
GCUCGCGCUUCCUGGCGCUCGUGCUCUCCGGAGGCUCAAGUUCUGCACAACUUCUCCCCGCUGCCCAGCGCCUCGGCCGCGGGCCCGGCUAGCUAGCUGCGCUCCUCGGCUAAGCCGUCUCGUCCACAGGGCAGGUCCUCGUGGAGCAUCUGGUACCAAGUGGCCGCUGGCGGUCCCUCUCUGCGCCCCACCUCUCUGAUCGCCCGGGUCCCCUCGCGUGGGACGGCGGUGCUUAGGUUCUUGGCCCUUUCUCCUCCCCGGUGCGCCCGGCGCGCCGGCCGCUGCGUAACCCUCUCUGCGCCCCUCCUCUGCCAGCUCCUGGAAGCCAGUGGUGGGGAUCCGGACUCUCUGAUGGUCAACGUGCGGCACCCGGGGCACUCCCCGGCCAUGUAAGCAGCUGUCCUGCAGAGAGCCUGGUGGGCAUGGACAUCUUUAUCCACAUACCUUAGUGUGACCACGCCGACAGAAAACUACUAAGGCCAUCUCAGGGGUGCCUGUGCCAGGAGAAGGGGGCGGCGUCCCCGGGCUGCACAGCCAUGCCUUUCGGCUUGAAGCUCCGCAGGACUCGGCGCUACAACGUCCUGAGCAAGAACUGCUUUGUUACCCGGAUCCGCCUGCUGGACAGCAAUGUCAUCGAGUGCACGCUGUCGGUGGAAAGCACGGGGCAAGAGUGCCUGGAGGCCGUGGCCCAGAGGCUGGAGCUGAGGGAGACACACUACUUCGGCCUUUGGUUUCUCAGCAAGAGCCAGCAGGCGAGAUGGGUGGAGCUGGAGAAGCCACUGAAGAAACAUCUGGACAAGUUUGCUAACGAGCCUCUGCUUUUCUUCGGAGUCAUGUUCUAUGUGCCAAAUGUGUCACGGCUUCAGCAGGAGGCCACAAGAUAUCAGUAUUACCUGCAAGUCAAAAAAGAUGUGCUUGAAGGACGGUUGCGGUGCUCCCUGGAACAAGUGAUCCGGCUAGCUGGCUUAGCUGUGCAAGCUGACUUCGGAGACUAUAACCAGUUUGAUUCCCGAGAGUUCCUCCGAGAGUACGUGCUCUUCCCUAUGGAUUUGGCCAUGGAGGAGGCGGCUCUGGAGGAGCUAACCCAAAAGGUGGCCCAGGAGCACAAAGCUCAUAGCGGGAUCCUGCCGGCUGAAGCUGAACUGAUGUACAUCAACGAAGUAGAGCGUUUGGAUGGAUUUGGACAGGAGAUCUUCCCGGUGAAGGACAGUCAUGGCAACAGCAUGAACCUUGGCAUCUUCUUCAUGGGGAUUUUUGUGAGGAACAGGAUCGGGAGACAGGCAGUGAUAUACAGGUGGAAUGACAUUGGGAGUAUUACCCACAGCAAAGCAGCCAUCCUGCUGGAGCUGAUUGACAAGGAGGAGACUGCGCUCUUCCAUACAGAUGAUAUUGAAAAUGCCAAGUACAUUUCUCGGUUGUUUACCACUCGGCACAAAUUUUACAAACAGAACAAGAUCUGCACUGAACAGUCAAAUUCUCCACCCCCAAUCAGACGCCAGCCCACCUGGAGCCGGUCCUCACUGCCAAGGCAGCAGCCGUAUAUCUUGCCUCCCAUGCAUGUCCAGUGCAGUGAGCACUACUCGGAGACCCAUACCUCCCAAGACAGCAUUUUCCCCGGGAACGAAGAGGCCUUGUACUGCCGUUCUCACAACAGCCUGGACCUUAAUUACUUGAACGGCACCGUCACCAACGGCAGCGUGUGCAGCGUUCACAGCGUCAACUCCCUCAGCUGCUCCCAGAGCUUCAUCCAGGCUUCUCCAGUGUCCUCCAACCUUAGCAUCCCUGGGAGUGACAUCAUGAGGGCCGAUUACAUCCCCAGCCACCGCCACAGCACCAUCAUCGUGCCGUCUUACAGGCCGACCCCAGAUUACGAGACGGUCAUGCGGCAGAUGAAGAGGGGUCUGAUGCACGCAGACAGCCAGAGCCGGUCUCUGCGUAACCUCAAUAUCAUCAACACCCAUGCCUAUAACCAGCCCGAGGAACUGGUGUACAGCCAGCCGGAGAUGCGGGAGAGGCAUCCCUACACGGUCCCCUAUGCACACCAGGGGGGCUACGGUCACAAACUUGUAAGUCCGUCUGACCAGAUGAACCCCCAAAAUUGUGCGAUGCCUAUCAAGCCAGGGGCCAGCUCCAUCUCACACACAGUGAGCACUCCAGAACUAGCCAACAUGCAGCUCCAAGGAGCACAACACUAUAGCACAGCCCACAUGCUCAAGAACUAUCUAUUCAGGCCGCCACCCCCUUACCCUAGGCCCCGUCCUGCCACCAGCACCCCAGACCUCGCCAGCCACCGCCACAAGUACGUCAGUGGCAGCAGCCCUGAUCUGGUAACUCGGAAGGUGCAGCUCUCCGUAAAAACCUUCCAGGAGGACAGCUCACCUGUGGUCCAUCAGUCUCUGCAGGAGGUGAGCGAACCCCUCACAGCCACCAAGCACCAUGGCGGUGGCGGCGGUGGCACGGUGAAUAAACGCCACAGCCUGGAGGUGAUGAACAGCAUGGUGAGAGGCAUGGAGGCCAUGACACUGAAGUCACUCAAUAUCCCCAUGGCUCGCCGCAACACCCUUCGGGAGCAGGGCCCUUCCGAGGAGACGGGCGGCCAUGAAGUGCACGGUCUCCCCCAGUAUCACCACAAGAAGACGUUCUCGGAUGCCACCAUGCUGAUCCACAGCAGUGAGAGCGAGGAAGAGGAGGAGGCCCCGGAGGCUGCACCUCAGAUUCCUGUGCUUCGAGAGAAAGUAGAAUACAGUGCCCAGCUGCAGGCUGCCCUGGCCCGCAUCCCCAACAGGCCCCCACCUGAGUACCCAGGGCCAAGAAAAAGUGUCAGUAAUGGGGCACUGAGACAGGACCAGGGGACCCCCCUUCCUGCCAUGGCCAGGUGCAGGGUGCUGAGACACGGACCAUCCAAGGCCCUCACUGUCUCCCGGGCAGAGCAGCUGGCUGUCAACGGUGCCUCUCUGGGUCCCUCCAUCUCUGAGCCUGACCUAACCAGCGUGAAGGAGCGGGUCAAGAAAGAGCCUGUGAAGGAAAGGCCGGUGUCAGAGAUGUUCUCCCUGGAGGACAGCAUUAUAGAGAGAGAGAUGAUGAUCAGGAAUCUAGAGAAGCAGAAGAUGACUGGCCCGCAGGCACAGAAGAGACCGCUGAUGUUGGCAGCGCUGAAUGGGCUCUCGGUGGCCCGAGUGUCGGGGCGGGAAGACGGUCGCCAUGAUGCCACCCGAGUCCCCAUAGACGAGAGGCUCAGAGCCCUGAAGAAGAAGCUGGAAGAUGGAAUGGUGUUCACAGAAUAUGAGCAGAUCCCAAACAAAAAGGCCAACGGCAUCUUCAGCACCGCCACUCUGCCUGAAAACGCCGAGCGCAGCCGGAUCCGAGAAGUUGUCCCAUACGAGGAGAAUCGAGUGGAGCUCAUCCCAACCAAAGAAAACAACACAGGCUAUAUCAACGCCUCCCACAUCAAGGUGGUGGUCGGCGGAUCAGAAUGGCACUACAUCGCCACCCAGGGGCCCUUGCCACAUACGUGCCAUGACUUCUGGCAGAUGGUGUGGGAGCAGGGAGUGAAUGUGAUCGCCAUGGUCACUGCAGAGGAGGAGGGUGGACGGACCAAAAGCCAUCGAUACUGGCCCAAACUGGGGUCCAAGCAUAGUUCCGCCACCUACGGCAAGUUCAAGGUCACCACGAAGUUCAGGACAGAUUCUGGUUGCUAUGCAACCACGGGCCUAAAGGUGAAGCACCUGCUGUCCGGGCAGGAGAGGACCGUGUGGCACUUGCAGUACACGGACUGGCCCCACCACGGCUGUCCAGAAGACGUCCAAGGAUUUUUGUCCUACUUGGAGGAAAUCCAGUCAGUCCGACGCCACACCAACAGCGUGCUGGAAGGCAUCAAGACCAGGAACCCCCCCAUCGUGGUUCACUGCAGCGCGGGGGUGGGAAGGACUGGGGUGCUGAUUCUUUCCGAGCUCAUGAUCUACUGCCUGGAACAUAACGAAAAGGUGGAGGUGCCCACGAUGCUGCGAUUCCUCAGGGAGCAGAGGAUGUUCAUGAUCCAGACCAUUGCGCAGUACAAGUUCGUCUACCAAGUCCUCGUCCAGUUCCUGCAGAAUUCCAGGCUCAUUUGAUCUCCUCGGGGAUGCAGCUUCUGGAGGAGGGACCCAGCUUUGUCCUGCAGGGGGCGCCACUUCGACAACAUCUGCCUCCCCCAUCCAGAGGCGGAUGGCUGGCAGCAGGCAGGAGCCAGAGUUACUCACAAACAUCAUGUAUUAUUUUAUAUGAGAUAAUUUAUUUUUUUCCCUCUUUGGAAUAAGUUCUGUGAGUUAUUAUAUAAUGCACCCCCUUCCCCCGCCCCCGCCCCACAAUAAUAUAGUGCUUCUCAUUUGAACCACACGUUGACUGAUCUGCAGUGUUAGCCUCCGGGAGGGAAGGUGGUGGCCCCCAUGGGACAUUUUAGACACAGAGGCAUAAAGGGAAAGCAUCUCCAGUUGCAGGCAAACUGGUAAUGCUCCAGUCAAAAGUGGCAAGAGAGAGAAGCCAUCCUCAGCUGGAAGGGAGAGAGCCAAGGUCCUGGAAAGUCCUUCCCACACUGGGUUCCUGCACCUUGCUGGGUGCUUGCUUGUCUCUCCUGCACGUCUGUCCUCGCCCUCAGCAAUCUUUCUCCGGAAGCCUAGGUGAAGGGUGGAAUUGGCUGGAGAGCAUGGUGCCUCCAAGGGUGGUGAUGCUGUCUUUGGUCAAUGGGGGCGCUGCUGUCCUUUCUCUCACCCCUUGUUCUGGCUCAGAAGUCUGAUACAGUGAUGGAUGACAGGCUGGGUAUCUGCUGCUUUGUCUUGUAUACUCACAACACUGUAGUCUGGUGGCCCUGGGCCAGGCGGUCUGCACAGCUCAGCCCUCUGCCUGAUUCUGAUUGUGAGAAGAUAACCCACCAGGGUGGGAAUGGAGUUGGGUGUAGCUUCGGUGUGGACUCUUCGCUAUGUUGCGUGUGUGGUGGAUGGUGACGUAGAAGAUGAAGUUCAGGUACAUUCCAUCUUCCUAUCUGUUCUUAAGUUGUUAGAAGGGUCUUAAGGAAACUCACAUUGGGGAGCUGUCAGGCACUUAGUAGGGCCCUGCCCGGGAGGUACACAGCUGUGUCCAACUCACUGUGUGCUGCUUGGUUUUAGGAUGUAGCUAAUGAGGGCUGAGUUGGUUCUUCUUGGAGCUUCCUUGUUGUCCUGAGGCAGAGCUCCUGGGUGAUCUUGAAUUUGCUGUGUAGAGGACGGCUCCUAAUUUUUCACAUCUUCCCCUCCCACGUGCUCGGAUGUCAGGUGUGUCCCACCACACAUGGGCCACCAUGGCCCCUUGUUAUGAAUGCUGAGACUGUCUACUACAAAACCUUCCAGCGCCUCCCUUUCCUGCGUAGCCCAGCCUGGUCAGUGAUGAUAUCAACCAUGUUCGAUUUGAAGCCCAGUUUCCUGCUUAUGUCUAAUUUUGCUCAGAGUAUAAUUUUCUAAACUGUGAGUUUGUGGAACUGAAUGUGUCAGGUCUUCCUCCACAGUUACAUUUUCCCUAUUUCCUGAGCUGAAAAAGACCAAACAGAAAGUGUGUGUCUGUGGCGUCUGUCUCCACCCCCUAGUGAAUGCUUAUGACAGCAAAAUCCCCAUGAACUCCUCUGGAAGAUGAGCCAAGCUGUCUUCACACUGGGCAGGGGUGGUGUUGGUGCUGAUGUUGAUACAGCAUCUGUGGGUUCAGAAUCUGUAGAAGAGGUGCUUCCACCCUCCCUUCCGCCAUGCAAAUUGAAUCAAGGAGUCUAAGUGUGCAAGCCUUGUGGAUCUGGUGUACUCCUUUGAUGAUGUUUCCCCUUUAGAUUCGGUCCCACUUACGGUUUCUUUAUGCAAUGAAGAACGCUGCUGAUCCUCUCCUGUUGUCUCUGAGCUGUAGUCGGUCAGAAUGUAUCUCCCUUGGGCAGCAAGGAGAUAUGAUGCCCCUUUGCACUGGUCACGGGGGUGGGGGUGGGGGGCUGUUUCUACCCUGUGUUAGCAGAACAAGGUGAGGGAAGAUGUCAGUUGGCUACCCAGCUUCCUAGUGAACACAUGGUGAGACCUAAAGGAGAACAUUAAGUGUCCCGAGUACGUAUGUGUUCCAUUCUCAGACACCGUUGCUUCUGGUUCUUCAGUAGCAUUCCGAAUUCCUUUCCCGUCCCCAGGAAGUCCCGGUGGAUCUCUGGUUAAAUUAUCAUCAGGCAUAAAAAGUGGCAUCUGCAUAAUGAUUGCCCAGAGAUGCUUUCUAUCUGGGAAGUGAGCCAAGGAAUAAACCUUGAAGCAAAGUGUAUUAAAUUAGUUAUCUGGUUAGGCCUUUUGGAAAGAUUUCCUGUGAUGCAUGGGGGCCAGAGCUGGAGUUGUCAGGGCCCAUUGCUGCAGUUUGGAUUUGAAGGAGGGGCAAAAUUAAAACGGGAGCCAGUAAGUCAUCCCAUCUCACAGCAGAGCAGUGGACUGCUUGCUCGCUGGCCCUGGUUUGGAGGUUUUCCCAGUGGUACCACACUCUUUUACUUACACUCAUCAGCCUACGUCCACCUUUGUCCUGGUUCAGGGGUCUCUGUAUCCUGGCUGCUUAACAUGGUGUCUUCAUCCCUGAGAUCGUGAGUUGUGUUAAAGGUGAAGCUGCGGAGUUUCUAGCUGGGCUGUGACUGGUCUUAGGUGGCUCUGCAGUCACUUCAGGUGGAAUCCCAGGGGUCAGGGGGCUGCACAUCCUCAUAUUCUCCUUUUUCAGUAAGAAGUAAGAGGAGAAAACAGGCAAACAGGCAUGUAGGUCGCUUUAUGGAGGUGAAGGCUAGUGGGUUCCUCUGAUCGCUUGGAGAUGAGCCGCAGAUGCUAGGGAGGCUGAGGGCAUCUCACGUGGACUGUAUCGUGUAAUAAGCUUUGAUUUAAUGUGUUUACUUUGGGAGACUUGUACUGUUAUGAGAAAGGGAUUACUCACGGUUAGAAGCAAGCUGUCAUCCCGUUCCCCCCAACACCCAUCGCAGUCUUGGGCUCUCUCAGCUACCUCUGCUUCAGGACAUGGUCCUCAUGGGACACAACCACCAGCUUCUAAGCAAGCCAUACCCGGCCCUCUCUCAGCUUCCACUUUCAGCAGCUACCUCCUGUCCAUCAGCAUUUUCCUGUGUCUUUUCUAGUUUAACGUAGAUUGACCUGCAGUGCAUUUCCAGACUCACUGAAUACGUAAUAACUGUUUCUUCCCCAGUUCAGGCAGGAUGUAACGCCCGCCAUUUGUCUUUUCUACAACUAAGCUAGUGGACACAUUACUGGUUCUUUGUGACCCUGCUACCUCGCUGUGCUGGCCUUGUAUCUGGUCAAGCUGGGAGGUGCCCCUGAUUGCUGAUAGGCUGGGAUGACAGAUGUGUCGCUAUGUAGUCUUCUGUCAUUCCCUUGAAGCUCAGGCUGGCCUGAUUAUCCAUGAGCCAUUUAGGCUCUCCCCUCUUUAGUGGCAUGUCUGAUGGAGAGAGUGAAUUUAGUUUAUUGAUUAAUGUUUGGAGAAGAUGUGCCAGUUACUGGAGGUGGAGAGGGGAAGAAUACCAGGUCAUUCUAGAAUAAACUCAACGAACAUGAUUAGCCCUGACCCCUGUUUGUAAUAAUUUAUUCAUUUUGUCUCAGUAUUAGGAAUGAGCUGUCCACGGAGUGCCUGGUCACUGCCGUGUGGCCCUCAGCUUCUGCAUUUACCAAAGAUUCUGUCGCUGCUGCUUCUUGUCAACGCUCUAGCCAGGCAGCCAGCAACCAGGUUCUCAUUCAAUGUUCUCUCUCCUCGAGUGGCAGCUCCGGCUCACUCUAGCAGAGAGCUUUGAGCCUUCCAUGGGAACGGCACAUCCCCCGAUGACCUACAACUUGAUGCGUUGACCCUGGAGGGUGGACUCAGUCACAGUUAGCCCCGGAGGGUUACUACAGUCUGAGCAUACUGGCCUUCACCUCGCUUCUGUGUCCUUCGGUGGCAAAUCACCUUUCCGGGGACAUCUGCUGAAUGUAGUACCCACAUGUCUGGGGAAAUAUGAGGGUGUGCUCAGCACAUGCUGCCAACCCAGCUUAUCCAGAUGUCAGUUAUUCUACGGGAGCUGGGACACUGUCCAGCAGCUUGUCCACAUUCAUCCUCUCUUUCCUGUUCUCAGCUUUUGCAUUUCCAUUAUAACCUUCGGGGAAGUGAGUGUUUUCACCGGGUGUGUCCAGUCCUUCGUAACCUUUGCCGUUUAGUACGGUACAUCACCUUUCUCGGGCUCUCGCUGACGUGUUCCCGUUAGCCUGUUCAUCACUGGGCACUGGGGGUCUGGCACCCUUCAAUCUCAUGGAUGGAUAGUGCGCUGCUGUUUGGAGAUCGGUUCUUGCCGUUUGGAGCUGGGUUCAGCCUCCUCAUUUUAGAGAUAAAUUAAAGGGCAUUUGGUUGUCUGGCAGGGGUUGGAGCAAAUGCCAGCCUAAAUAUGGUUAACUGUUGCACAGAAAGUGACUCUUGGGCUACACUCUUGCCAGCAGGACCAUCAUUCACUAAAAGCACUCAGAGCUUGUCCAAGGACAGUAGAGAGAGGUUAGAUCACCCCUGAAUUUCUUACCCAAAAUUUUUUGGGCAUAUAAAUUUUUUGAACCCUGCCACAAUGUCAGAAUUGGAAACUAUGAUGCAACGCCCAGGAAGACUGUGCUCCAGCCUUGAGAUCUACUUCUCCUGGGCUCCUUUCCUGCUCCCUGUAUUGGGUUGUGACGUGGGGUCUUUGCUCUGGGGACUCCUCGCCUGGUACUGCAUGCUUGUGAGCAGAGAGUUCUGCCCAUGCCUGCUCCUCCCAUGCUCAGCACUCGCAGUCUCUCUUGCCUGUGAGUGCCAAACUCGGGGCUGUGCAGCGGCCAUGAGCGUCCUUGUGCGGGGACGAGGUGGUGCCCCGGGUGGCGUCACUGUCUGCAUUCCAGGUCACUUUGUCCACCAGAGUGCCGCCAGCUUUCCUUCCUUGCUCACUUGCUUUCCAGACCAGCUCUCUGAAGCUCACUUUUUAAAUUUUACCCUACCUGUCCACGAAGCUCCUAUAAAAGUCAAAUCUGGCAAAGGACCAUGGUCUUAAACCUCUCUAAAAUGUCCACAGAGGAAUUCUUAAGAAAGAAUGUUUCCGUGGUUUCCGGGGGUGUGGGAUGGGAUCUGGGAAAUGAGUGUCCAAGAUGAAUCAUGUAGAAGGCUUCUCACAACAAGGCCUCCCUCCUGUCCUAAGGGGCAACACUGUCCCUCAGUACCAGAAGAAAGGAAAAAAAAAAUGACGGCUAUUAGUGUGAAUAGAAAUGAGGGCAGCAGGCUUCCUGUUUGUUUUCAGGUGCCCCUAGCAGGAUUUGGGGUGAGGAGAGCGCUGUGGUGACCUGCAGUCUACCUACUUCUGGCUUGCUGGACUGUUCGCUUCAGUCUCCCUGGUCAGCUGUGGGACAGGUGCACCUCAGGGCUUCCCAGGGAGCCCCACACUGCUGUGAUGGAUAGCUAAUGCAUAGUAAGCUAUCUAUUCAACCCCCUGCCUUCUUUAUUUUUUCUUCCCCAACCUCUACCUUUAGGGACACAAACUCUUUUGGGUAGAAAGCUGAGAGGGGAGAGGCUGUUUUAGAUGGUUUUUUUCCGAGCCUUGGGGUGGGACCUCCACUAAACCUUCAGGAAUGCCGAGUGUAGCCAGGUGGCUCGCGCUUGGCGUUCUCGGAAUUUCUUUGGGGCUCCAGCCUCCUUCAGUGCAGUGUUGGCUAAUAAAUACCUUCAGCAUUGAACUGAAAACUGUCCUUUGGAGCCAUUUUUUUAGACUCAAAGGCUGUAAAGUUUUAUUGCAAUUUCCUUUGAAGUUCCUUGCCACUAUUGGUAGUCCUAAAAUUCUGUAACCAUUCUUUUAGAUACAAGCUCACACUUCCUUAGAGAUGAUGUCCCUUGGUGGUCAGCUGACCUGGCUGAGGGUUCCCUGGGGGAGGUUACAUAUGCAGAUGACUAUUGAAAGUGUAACCUUUUGUGACGUGUUACAUAAUAACUGGCUAGUUUGCUUCACUAGUCAGUCACUUAGUUCAGUAUUUUGAUGCUUGCUUUUGAUUGCUUCUGUCCGAUGUCAGGAGUUUUGGUUUCCUCCAAAAUAAUUGACAUUUAAUAGUUUUAUUUUGAAAUGAUGCAUAGACACCCCCACCCCCAGCUUAGAAACCAGCUUUUUUUUUUAGGGUUCUUGGGUCAGCCCACAGAAGCCCUCAGACCUCAGCCAUCAUGGCUGGAAUGCAGUGCUAUGCCAGACGUGGUUGGCUUUUGUGGGCUGGCCUGGACAUGGGCUAGCACCCACUACAUUGUAAAUGGUAAAAUAAAUAAAUAAGAAAAUAUAAAGCAUUCCAGGUUGGGACUCAGCACCCAGCCUGUGGCAGCUGCUCUGUCCUCGGCAGAGAUGGCUGUCAAACCUCUCUCCUAGCAAACUGCACCUAAGGGCAGGGGAAGGACAGAGGAGACAGAGGACAUUCCUUCCUAAGUUACCGAUGAUCACGUUGACUGCUUUGGCAGAGACUCUCUGUCACGUGAAUAACAUUAAAUGCCCUAAAUAAAGCUAUGCACACUGUCCCAUGGGCUGUUGUCUCUCGGUAACAAGCUUCCGCUCGCCAGCCUCACACAGCUCUGAGGUGUAGGGUGCCGACUUUUGACAGUAUUCUGUUGCACUGUUCCCUCUCUCUACAAAGUCUUACUUAGGUAUUGGUUGUCUCUGUCCUUGUCAUUGCUGUAAAAUGUCUCCUAUGUGCCUUUACAAAUGUGAGAUCUUUACUCUAACCCCCUUUUGUUUUUGGUAAAAGAUAUCUAUUGAUUUCUACAUGCAAUAAACCUUGU